This is a messenger RNA of Varanus komodoensis (Komodo dragon), 1272 nucleotides long. RefSeq names its product 5-hydroxytryptamine receptor 6 (gene HTR6). The record is from RefSeq and is a predicted model, not a curated record. Gene Ontology annotation, cellular component: dendrite; membrane. The transcript has 3 exons. NCBI's taxonomy places the organism in Eukaryota, Metazoa, Chordata, Lepidosauria, Squamata, Varanidae. Gene Ontology annotation, biological process: G protein-coupled receptor signaling pathway, coupled to cyclic nucleotide second messenger; chemical synaptic transmission. The coding region runs from base 1 to 1272 and encodes 423 amino acids. Gene Ontology annotation, molecular function: G protein-coupled serotonin receptor activity; neurotransmitter receptor activity.
AUGGAGGGCGGGCCCGGGGGCGCCAACACCAGCCGGGCGGGGGAGGGCCCCCUCCGCAGCGGCAGCCCCUGGACCGCGGCCCCGCUGGGCGGCAUCGCCCUCCUGACCGUGGGGGGCAACCUGGCCCUCAUCCUGCUGAUCCUCAGCCGGCGGGCGCUGCGCAACACCUCCAACUACUUCCUGGUCUCGCUCUUCCUGUCCGACCUGAUGGUGGGCUCCGUGGUGAUGCCGCCGGCCGUGCUGAACCACCUGUACGGCCGCUGGGUGCUGGAGCGCGCCUUCUGCUCCGUCUGGUUCGCCUUCGACGUCAUGUGCACCAGCGCCUCCAUCCUGAACCUGUGCGUCAUCAGCCUGGACCGCUACCUCCUCAUCAUCUCGCCGCUCACGUACAAGCUGCGGAUGACGCCCGGCCGGGCCCUGCUGCUCAUCCUGGCCACCUGGACGCUGGCGGCCCUGGUGUCCUUCCUGCCCAUCGAGAUGGGCUGGCACGAGGCGCAGCGCCACCUGCGGCCGCCCAACGCCACCCUCCGGGCCCAGGAGGACCAGUGCCGGCUGCUGGUCAGCCUGCCCUACGCCCUCGUCGCCUCCGGCCUGACCUUCUUCCUGCCCUCGGUGGCCAUCCUGUUCACCUACUGCCGCAUCCUCCUGGCGGCCCGGAAGCAGGCGGUCCAGGUGGCCUCCCUCACCAACAACGUCGUCGCGGCGGCCGGCGGCCUGGCCCAGCAGGUCCAGCGAGCUCGCAGCCAGCCAACGGGCCCGGGCGACGCACGGAAGCUCUCCAGCAAGCACAGCAAGCGGGCGCUGAAGGCCAGCCUGACCCUGGGGGUGCUGCUGGGCAUGUUCCUGGUGGCCUGGCUGCCCUUCUUCGUGUGCAACAUGGCGCAGGCCGUGUGCAACUGCAUCUCCGAAGGCCUCUUCGACCUGCUCACCUGGCUGGGCUACUGCAACAGCACCAUGAACCCCAUCAUCUACCCGCUCUUCAUGCGGGACUUCAAGAGGGCCAUGGCCAGGUACCUGCCGUGCUGCCGCCGGGCCUGGGAGCGCCGGCCCAGCCCGCUCUCGCUCUCCGUGCGCAACUCCAACAGCGGCCCCCGCCCGGGGGCCUCCCUCAGGAGCGGCCCGGCACCGCCGGGGGACGCCGACUCGGCCGCCUCCGCCACCCAGGCCCACGGGCUCGGCGGCCAGCGGGCGGGCCCCCUCCCGGACCUUCCCGACCCGGGCCACGCGGACCCCGAGCUCCACAUCCACCCGCCGAACACCCCCGUGGCUUGA